AUUAAAGUUGAAACCAGAUCCCAGGAGAAGCUGGACAGGAAGCAGAUUUCCCCAAAGAAGAGAAGAGGGGUCCCAAAGAUACCUUCUAGUCAAAGGAAGAACAGGAGACUGGAAAAAAAGACCAGUUAAGUGAAGUUAAGAGUGAGGAACAGAGAAAGGCUCCAGGCUUGAAGGGAGAAAGCCACAGGAUGCAGACUUAAAGAAAAAGUUGGCCUUUGAGAAGUCAGAAGAUCCAAGGAGACAGCUGAAGGUCUGUAAUUCUUUACUAUGGCCAUGUGAAGCAGUGGUGUUCUGUUGGCACGCCCGAGUCAGUGAGAGAGAGUACAUGGAUGGAAGUUGAAUGUACAUGCAAUUCAGGAGAGCUGGUACCCCUGGAGGAAUACCCUUGUUGAAGGCAUCUGAGAGAAAGCAUCGGUUUCGGAGAAGAUUCCAAAGUAUUUGCUGAAAGUAAAGACGAGACGGCUUUAGUCCUAUUUGGGACUGAUGGAACUUCUAACCCCCUUGCUACAUCAGACCAAUACCAGAACAUAACUGUGCGCAGAAACCUGAUGAUUCCUGACUUUGGUUUCCUGGAAGAUGUUCAGAGCAGCAUCAGGGCAAGUGACCAUCAAGCUGAUUUUCUGGAUGCUCUGAUCGUUUGCAUGGACUUGCUUCAGAAACAAACCAUAGGAAAGAAGUAUGAGAAAUUACAUAUUGCAGUGUUCACCGAUCUGAACAGUCCUUUCAGUUCCGACCAGUUGGAUGCCAUCACGAGCAGCAUGAAAAAGUUUGGAAUCACACUGCAAUUCUUCUUGCCUUUCCCACUGGAUGCUACAAGCGCAGGAGGUGGUGGAGAUGCUGCAGAAAGACAUUGGAAUGCUUCAUCAGGUAAAGAGCUGACUGCACAACAGAAAGAAGGAAUAAGAAUGGUCAGGAAAGUGAUGCUGUCCUUGGAUGAAGAGGGAGGACUAGAUGAAGUCUUCACUUUCAGAGAAAGUGUGGAACGGUUAUCCAUAUUUAAGAAAAUUGAAAGGAAGCCCAUGGCAUGGCCAUGCCAGCUCACCAUUGGCUCCAGAAUCACCAUCAACAUCGUGGGCUACAAGGCAAUGACUGAAGAGAAAGUCAAGAAAAGCUGGAUGUCUGUUGAUGCCAAGACUCUGCGGAAGGAGGAUGUGAGGAGAGAGACCGUUUACUGCUUAAAUGAUGACAAUGAGACUGAAGUUCCAAAGGAGGACACUAUUCAAGGAUUCCGCUACGGUAGUGAUAUUAUCCCAUUCUCACAAGUGGAUCAGGAACAGAUGAAGUAUAAAACAGAUGGGAAAUGCUUCAGUGUCCUCGGAUUUACCAAGUCUUCACAAAUUUUGCGGCAUUAUUAUGUUGGACGCCAGGUGCUGCAGGUGUUUGCUGCAAAGGAUGAUGAGCAUGCUUCUGUAGCCCUGUCUGCACUGCUCCAUGCUUUAGAAGAACUGGAUAUGGUGGCGAUAGUUCGUUACGUUUAUGACCGUAGAUCAAACCCACAAGUUGGAGUGGCUUUCCCUGUGAUCAAAGACAAAUACGAGUGUUUGGCCUACAUCCAACUUCCAUUCACGGAGGAUCUCCGACAGUUCACCUUCACUUCUCUGAAGAACAAUAAGAAAGGAACAGUUUCAGAGGAACAGUUAUCAGCUGUGGAUGCUCUUAUCAACUCUAUGAGUUUGGUGGUGGAUGAUGGGGAAGAAAUGGAAGACCUCUUCAAAGUCAGUAGAGUUCCCAAUCCUCAUUUUCAGCGGCUGUUCCAGGGUCUUCAUUACAAAGCAUUUCAACCAGAUAAGCCUCUGCCUCCCAUAGACUCUCACCUGAUGAACAUGUUGAACAGGCCCAAGGAACUGGCUGGCUCCUGCCAGGCAUCCUUGGAGCAAUUAAAGAAGCUUUUCACUCUGCAAGAUUCAGGCAAGAAGAAGGAACAGAAGAUUGCACAGCAAAUCUUCAAAGACAAUGAAGUAGAGGAACUGGGCGCAAAGAGAGCACGUUCUGAUGAGGAUUUCAAUAUUGUUACGCUGGCUGAGGGAAAUGUGACUACUGUUGGCAGUCUCACUCCAGCAAAGGACUUCCAGGCUCUGCUCCAUCAGAAGAACUCAACCUUCAGAGAAGCAACCAAGCAACUGAUGGAGCGCGUCUACCAGUUCCUAGAAGUCAAGAAUCGGGAGUAUUACAUGAAAAGCAUGAACUGUAUCAAAGUCUGCAGGGAGGAAGCUGGCAAGGCCGGAGAAUCCGAACUUUUCAACAUGUUAUUAAAAACCCUUAAGGAGAAUGUGGAGGCAAAGGGGCUACAAGACUUCUGGGAGUUGAUCGUGCAAGACACUGUCACUCUCAUAUCAAAGGAUGAAGCUGCAGAAAGCACAGUGACCAUUGAUGAAGCCAAACAGUUUUUGGCUCCGGAGGAGAGGACCAUGGAAGAAGCAGCAGUUCCUGAGGACGAUGGAGAUGUGGAUGACCUGCUUGAUAUGAUGUAAACUGAAACUUCCCAAACGGAGGAGUGGAUGGUGACUGUGAGAUCUGGAAGAAGGAAAUGUCAUGGGUUCGUGCAACAGUGAUAGACCACUCAAGCUGCAAGAAUGUUUACACUGAUUUUUUACAAGAUAGAUUUUCUCAGAUAAACAUUGUUUCUACAAUCAUUCCACAGCUGUCUGCAUUUGCUCAAGUGGUUCUUUGCUCAUCAAUCCAGCAAGAGAAAAUAAAAGCUAGCUUUGAA
Carcharodon carcharias (great white shark) is the source of this 2710-nucleotide messenger RNA. RefSeq names its product X-ray repair complementing defective repair in Chinese hamster cells 5 (gene xrcc5). The record is from RefSeq and is a predicted model, not a curated record. The transcript is spliced from 20 exons. Gene Ontology annotation, biological process: cellular response to X-ray; cellular response to gamma radiation; double-strand break repair via nonhomologous end joining. Lineage: Eukaryota; Metazoa; Chordata; Chondrichthyes; Lamniformes; Lamnidae. Gene Ontology annotation, molecular function: DNA helicase activity; damaged DNA binding; double-stranded DNA binding. Bases 549 to 2471 code for a protein of 640 amino acids. Gene Ontology annotation, cellular component: nucleus; Ku70:Ku80 complex.